Molecule: messenger RNA, 1281 nt
Organism: Daktulosphaira vitifoliae (grape phylloxera)
Lineage: Eukaryota; Metazoa; Arthropoda; Insecta; Hemiptera; Phylloxeridae
Product: protein kintoun-like
Exons: 2
Coding region: 1-1281 (426 amino acids)
Cellular component (GO): cytoplasm
Source: RefSeq, a predicted model, not a curated record
AUGGGUAACAUUUUUUCUUUCGAGUCUAUUAAUUUAGAACAAUCAAAACAAAUAAAACCCGAUGAUAUUGAGACUUGUGAUAUUUCAAACAAAAAGAAGAAUGGACUUGGUUGUGAAAGGGACGUCAUAAAUCAAGAAAUGGAUCAAGACUGUGCUCAAUUACUCGUACAACCAAUUCCAGUAUUUGUCAUAAAAACUCGCGUGAACGACAUUAAUGGAAAAUCCAAUUUAAGAGUGUUUAUAAACAUUUGUUAUAAUAAUGAAAUUGGAAAAGCAUCAUGCUCCUCUGAUAUUAAUAAAAACGAUUGGUGUAUUCCAAAUUGCAUUUCACCAAGACGUUAUAUAAGUGAUUCGAAAAAUAAUCUAAAUUGCAUUAUUGACGUAGUUUUUCACACCGACUUUGUUCAUUCAACUGCCCUGAGUAAUGAAUUUAAAGAUUUUGUCAAAGAUGCAGCUCUAAAAUCUAUCGAGAAUAGUUAUAAUAUUGUUUUAGAUAGAGACUUCGUUAAAUACUCUAAAAAGAGUGUAUUCGGUGUGGUUAAGCCGAUUAAAAUUGAACCAUUAAAUAACGUUAGCUCUUUUAUUUCUGAUCUUCAAGAUAGUUCCACACAAACACUUGAUUUGGCUGAUCUCGAAGCAACAUCUUCAUUUAUUUCACCGUCGUAUACAAUCAAAUAUCGUUCAGGAGCUAAUAUUCUUGAUGUAAACGAUGAUGAACUGCUUAACUCGAUGCCAACUUUGAAUUUGAAUGAGAUUAUAAUUGAAAUUGAUUUACCAUUACUAGAAGAUUCUAAAAACAUUGACUUAACAAUUUUAAAAAAUGUUUUGAAGUUAGUUUCUACAAGUUCUGCAUGUUAUAAACUAAAUAUUAAUAUACCGAGCUUCGCUUCAGUAGAUAAUGCUACUGGUGUAUUUGAUACUGACGAGAAAAGGCUAACCGUGUGUCUUCCUGUUUUAAUAGCAACUAAAUUCAUAAAUGACAUCGAAACUAAAGGUGUAAUAGAUGAUGUAGAUAAAGAACCUACAAUAGAAAAUACUGAGGAUAAUUACAACGGUACUUGUAAUUUUGAAAGUUCAGUUACAUCAACUUCAGACAAAUUAUUGUCUAAUAAUACGAAUGGUGAAAAUAUGAACUCAUUUGUUGUAACAACCGACUGCAAGGCAAAUAAUGUUUUUAAUGAUGAAAUUUGUCUUGACAAAACUAAUAUGAAAUUCACUGAAAAUAUAACCUUACCGUCGGAAAAUAAUUCUGAAAAAGUAGCUGAUAAAAAUGCAGAAUGA